AGCUAGCCGAACCGAAGCAGACAGGAGAAAACCAGAUUGCUGUCCGGUAAACUAGAGUGUGAGUACAACCGCGUGAACGUCAUUGGGGAUCCGACCGAGAAUGAUGGUGUUGUCUGUCAGUGUCUUCGUUGUGCUUUCUGUCGUCGGCCAGACAAACGCUGACACUCAGCGCCUCACGUGCACAGACGUAAGAAGCAAGUGCGACAGCGACGUGAUAUGCAGAUAUUUGUUCUUCAACUACGUGCACUUGUGCUCGACGGUCACUUCGCCUGCAAACACGUGCUCACAAGAAUGCAAAGACAGCUACAUCGAUCUGAUUUCGAACUCGGUGGGAAGUCUCUGGCACGACUGCGAUUGCGGAACAGGAGCUCUGGGAGACAUAUGCACGACCUUUGCGAACUCCGUCAUGAGGAAAUGCUUUAGAGAUGUCAGACCGACCCCUCCCGCUUCCGCCUUCAAUCACACUGGACAGCUCAUUUGUUCCGACUUGGUGAAGUCAUGUUCGAUUAGCACCACGUGCCAAUCUCGAUACCUCGCGUACUUGAAGAUCUGUACGUCUUCCCUAGCGCAACUCACUUGUGCACAACAGUGCAACGAGUCGUUCUACAAUCUACUUCGGAAUCCAAUCGGUAACAAGUUCUCAAGCUGCGAGUGUGGCGAUGACGUUGUGUGUCAAUUAACACUGAACAAUGUGCUAUCAAUCUGCUAUGGUGGUAACUCACCCGUUCCGCCUCCCAUAGUGGAUGUACCAACAGCGAAUCCGGUUGGCUCCUGCGAGAACGUUUAUGAUAACUGCUUCCUCGACAAGGUUGGUUCGUGUGGAAGCUACAUCCUCCUUGCAUCAAGUCAAUGCGGUGAUGAUUUAUCCUCAAAACAAGACAAUCAAAAUUUUCUUCCUGGUUUUGCGUCUUGUGUAUCCAAACUAAAAGCUGUAAUGUCUAUCAUUCCAUAUGCAAGUGAGAUACUGACGUGCAGUUGUUCAAAUUCCACCUCUUACAAGUGCAUUGCCAUUUCCGGAGUACAAAAAAUGAAUUCUUUGUAUCGAAUCGCAGCUCCUUCAGCUGCUACUACUACGUCUGCAGUAUUUCAUUCAUGUGAAGCUCUUAGAAUGAAAUGCUAUUUGCAGCUUGGUGCACAGUGUGAAAAUUCCCAGCAACAAGUGUUCCAAGGAAAUUGCGGUUACUUCUACUCAAAUAGUCAAGCUGCUGCUAACUUGUCACAGUCAUGUACUGAUGAGUGUCAGUCAAGUCUGCAAGAAUUGGUUGCGAAUCCAUCUGGGCACUAUAUAUAUAUUCUCACAUGCUCCUGUGAAGACAAUAACUCAGUUGUUUGCCAGAAUGUGAUGAGAUAUCGGGCAGUCUUCAACCAUUGUCGUGUGACUGGAGUGACGGCUGGAGAUUGUAGAAGUGCAUUGGCUAGUCUACUACUCACAUUUAUGUUAGCUGCUAUUGGAUGUGUCUUGCUGAUGCUGUAAGCUGGACAUGAAAGACUUAUAAUUAGCCAUUGCUGUUGCUUUCGUGUUGUUCAUGCAUGCUUGCAUCUGUUUCUAAUAAUGCCGCUGACGCUUCUUUUGCUAAGUCUUGAAUUGAAUUAUAACAAAAUUGAUGCUACUAA
Corticium candelabrum is the source of this 1614-nucleotide messenger RNA. RefSeq lists its product as uncharacterized. The record is from RefSeq and is a predicted model, not a curated record. NCBI's taxonomy places the organism in Eukaryota, Metazoa, Porifera, Homoscleromorpha, Homosclerophorida, Plakinidae. The coding region runs from base 101 to 1474 and encodes 457 amino acids. Gene Ontology annotation, biological process: regulation of cell cycle. The transcript has a single exon.